This is a messenger RNA of Drosophila ficusphila, 3317 nucleotides long. RefSeq names its product NADP-dependent malic enzyme (gene Men-b). Gene Ontology annotation, molecular function: malate dehydrogenase (decarboxylating) (NAD+) activity; malate dehydrogenase (decarboxylating) (NADP+) activity; NAD binding. The record is from RefSeq and is a predicted model, not a curated record. Lineage: Eukaryota; Metazoa; Arthropoda; Insecta; Diptera; Drosophilidae. The transcript has 7 exons. Gene Ontology annotation, cellular component: mitochondrion. Gene Ontology annotation, biological process: malate metabolic process; pyruvate metabolic process. Bases 196 to 2049 code for a protein of 617 amino acids.
UAUCGCUCCACCAGUUUGUUUUUGGGGAGGGCUAAGACCCGCGCGCUGACUAUAAAUUAAUUCCUGGAAAAUCGUCGUGUCGCUAGUCGUGCAUAGUUAACAAACGUAACCAAGAGUAUUACAGUUGCCCGGACGAGUGACAAGCAAAAGCAAAAAUAGUAGUUACUUUACGGAAAGCAAUAAAACGAAUUAAAAAUGUUCUCACGACCCAGCUUGUGCGGAACCGUUGGCAAAUUGUGCCGCUGCGGCACUUCGGCAGCGGGAAUUACUGCGUUCCCAGCAGCAACAGUGCCGGCCUCCCGAAACUAUCACGAGGUGGUGGGCGACAUCAUCUGCCCCUCGCAGGUGCGCGGCAUAGAUCACAUCCGUGAUCCACGCCUCAACAAGGGCCUGGCCUUCACUCUCGAGGAGCGCCAGACUCUGGGCAUCCAUGGACUUCAGCCGGCGCGAUUCAAGACGCAGGAGGAGCAGCUGCAAUUGUGCAAGAUCGCCGUGAACCGCUACACAGAGCCGCUUAACAAGUAUCUCUACCUGAGCGAUCUGUACGAUCGCAAUGAGCGCCUGUUCUUCCGUUUCCUCUCGGAAAACAUCGAGGAUCUCAUGCCCAUUGUGUACACACCCACUGUGGGUUUGGCCUGCCAGCGCUUUGGCCUGAUCUACAGGCGUCCCCAUGGUCUCUUCGUUACCUUCAACGACCGAGGUCACAUCUUCGAUGUGAUGAAGAACUGGCCGGAGCCCAAUGUCCGUGCCAUCUGCGUGACGGAUGGUGAGCGAAUCCUGGGACUGGGCGAUCUGGGUGCCUGUGGCAUGGGCAUUCCCGUGGGCAAGCUGGCCUUGUACACGGCUCUGGCCGGAAUCAAACCCCACCAGUGCCUGCCCAUCGUGGUGGAUGUGGGCACCAACAACAUCGAUCUGCUGGAGGAUCCCCUGUACGUGGGCCUGCGCCAAAAGCGAGUGGUUGGUCGGGAGUACGAUGACUUCAUCGACGAGUUCAUGGAGGCGGUGGUGCAGCGCUAUGGCCAGAACACCCUCAUCCAGUUCGAGGACUUUGGCAACCACAAUGCAUUUAGGUUUCUGGACAAGUACCGCAACACGUACUGCACCUUCAACGACGACAUCCAGGGCACCGCCUCCGUGGCCGUCGCCGGUUUGUAUGCCUCUAAGCGGAUUACUGGUAAGUCCUUCAAGGACUACACCUUCCUGUUCGCCGGAGCGGGUGAAGCGGCCAUCGGCAUCGCUGAUCUGACCGUUAAGGCCAUGGUCCAGGAUGGCGUGCCCAUCGAGGAGGCGUACAACAGGAUCUACAUGGUUGACAUCGAUGGUCUGCUGACCAAGGGCCGCAAGGUGGGCAACCUGGAUGGCCACAAACUCAACUACGCCAAGGAUAUUGCUCCGAUGACAGAUCUCGGCGAGAUUGUUUCCACCAUCAAACCCAGUGUGCUUAUUGGUGCUUCGGCAGCUGCUGGAAUUUUCACACCUGAAAUCCUGCGCACCAUGGCUGAUAACAACGAGAGGCCCGUGGUGUUCGCCCUGUCCAAUCCCACCAGCAAGGCGGAGUGCACCGCCGAAGAUGCUUACAAGCACACGGAUGCUCGUGUGAUCUUUUCGUCUGGAUCUCCGUUCCCACCGGUUCAGGUCGGUGACAAGACCUUCUACCCGGGACAGGGCAACAAUGCCUACAUCUUCCCCGGCGUUGGCUUGGGCGUCAUCUGCACAGGCACCCACCACAUCCCCGACGAAAUGUUCCUAAUCGCCGCCCAGGAGUUGGCCAACUUUGUUGAGCCCAGCGACAUUGAGCGAGGAUCGCUGUACCCUCCUUUGUCGAGCAUCCGGGAGGUGUCCAUGAACAUUGCCGUUGGCGUGACAAAAUGUGCCUACGAUAGAGGCUUGGCAUCUACCUAUCCGGAGCCGCAGGACAAGCGCAAGUGGCUGGAGAACCAGCUGUACAACUUCAACUAUGAGAGCUCCAUGCCAGCGACCUGGACCUGGCCACGAAUGCCCUUCAUUAAAACUCGCGAAGAAAGCCCGCUCAUUGCCGCCAUCAAAUAGAAAGCAUUAAAGUGUUCAACUGAUUGAUGGCACCGUUCUGUUUUGCAUCUAACACACUCUACUACUUCAAGCGUACACCAUCAGCACCAAGCAACCAACCAACCGACUACUAACCAAGCCUACUCUAGACUAGAAGAACAAAUUUUCAAGUGCUAACUUUAUUUAAAUGUUUCUUGACCAAUUCGUUGGUAUCGUUUGCCGAGCUCCGAGGUUUGAGUCUGCUGCUCCAGCUUUUUCCACAAUGUUGACAAAAUUAUUGUUAUAAUGCCACUAGAUCUUUGGACAUAUAUGCGGAAAAGUUAGAGGCUUUGAGACAAAUAACGAAGCCAGCGAAUUAGUUCUUAAGUGUAUUUUCAAAUUGUUCAUAGUAUUAUGUAUGUAUGCCGUGUUUUUAUAUUUGUAUAAAUUAUCAUGUUAUUAAUUUUGUGAUACCAAAACGAAACCAAACGACGCUGACGACUGUGACGAUGACUACGCCUCUAAAAAAAAGCAAUUACGCAGUAUUCUAUCCUAUCACUAUCCUAUCUGUAUUUAAUCUAUGCUAUGUUUAUGGUUUGCUGUAUCUACCACCCAAUUGGCUUUGCAGUCCCAUUCCCCCGCCGCUUGCCAUUACCUCCCUGCAUUCUCUGUGCAUCCCAGCUUCCGAUCUGAUCUGCUCUGUCUACUACUACUAACUCUGACGGCGGCAUCAAGCGAGCUCUGAGGCUAUAUAUAUAUACCUACCCAAUUCACGCUUAAUCACCCACCCGAAAUUCGACAAUUGAUUGACUUAUCUAUUGCAAUAUGUUCCUUUCGUUGACAUACAGAGAAUGAAGAAAUUAUGUAAAUUAUCGAUUUCCCCAACCAACCGACCGCCUAGAACAAUUGGCUACAUAGCAGAGCUAACUGCUUCGAGAACUGGUGAGAGCAACCCAACCAACCACCCAACCAACCAAUCAUCCAACUGAUUCCACAUGUAAAACAACUUAACUCGCUGCCGUUAACCAACAACAAUCUAUAUUUUUUACUUUAUGAUUUUUAUCGUUUAGUUUCCCUAUAUCUUAAGAUAUAUUCGAGUGACGAUUCUGUUUGUUGUUUAGCCAUGUCUGAUAUUUAUUAACGCAAUUAAGCAGCUUUGUUAUAAUUUAUUGUUACCAAGGUCGAGCUAAUGUAUCAAUAACUAGAACCCUAUCCCUAAAGAUCGAUCGGACCGAUUCAGCCAUUGUACCACGGACUAGAUGAUGAUGAUGUGCGAUAAACAAUAAAAUAAAACAAAAGUUAAAUGCUGA